AUGGCACAAAUUGGAUUCAAAGAUGAAGUACCUAAAGAACAAAAUGCACACUUAUUUGUUUUAGUCCAUGGGUUAUGGGGAAGUCCAAAUCAUAUGCUGACUAUUGAGAGAUCAUUAAGAGAAUUAGUACAGGAAUGUUCGGAUGAAAAGAUAGUGACGUUGAAACCUUCUUCAUUUCGGUUUUGGAAGACUUACGACGGAUUGAAACUAAACGCUGAAAGGGUUAUCAGGGACAUAUUUUACGAAAUCGAGACAUUAAAACAAAAGAGUAAUUAUAAAGUCGUUAAAUUUAGCUUGGUGGGCUAUUCUCUAGGGGGGUUGAUAUCUAGAUACCUUAUUGGUGUGUUGAAUGAUAUUGGAUUUUUUGAAAUGGUAGAGCCUGUAUUUUUCACCACCUUCGCAACUCCACAUGUUGGGAUCCAAUUCUUCAACGAUAACAUCUUUGACCACACUGCCAAUUGGGUGGGCCAAUAUCUUUUUGGUAAGUCUGGGCGCGAAAUGUUCGUGACUGAUCAUGAUAAGAUGUUGAAGAAAAUGGCAGACCCUGAAGAAGUCUAUUAUAAGGGUCUCGCUAAAUUUCGAAAGCAUAUAUUGCUAUCAAAUGUUAAAAAUGAUAGAACAGUUGCAUUUUAUACAUCUUUUAUAACCGAAUAUUCACCGUUUGAUAAUUGGAGCAAUGUGAAGAUUAAGUAUUUGAAGGGCUUACAACAAUCGAGAGUGGGCAAAAUAUAUGUUAAGCCCAAAUUUGUUGAUUUAAAGAGAUCAAGUCAAAUGACGAGAACUGAGGAUGAAUUAUUUGCAGGUAAUAUUCAAGAACAGACCUCCAUAUUCCGUUCAAAUAAGAUUUUCAGAUUUUUAAUUAUAUUUCUGGUGUCAUUUUUCUUGCUACCAUUUUGGAUUCCAUUAGUUUUGAUAUCUAGUUUGGUUGCUUCUAUUUACAGUAUGAUUAAGAUCAGAGUUAUUCCCGCGCCAAAAAUUAAGCUGCAUUGGCAGAGGGUACUUAAUUCUGUAUAUGGUACAUCUCCGGUAGAUAUCGAAGAUGCAAAAAUUGGAUUGCAAAAUAGAGAUGAAAGAAAGUCCAUGUCUAGACAGAAUUAUUUCAAGGGUGACACGUCUGAAUUAACUGAAAACACAAUGGAAGGUUUAAUGUACGCCGAAGAAAGAUUUAUUGGUAAAUCAUCCGACGUCAUUCAGGAAGAGGAAGGCGAUGAACCUAAUACCAUUGAGAACAAUGUAAACGAUGAAGAUAAUUCUGGUGACAAUCAUGACGAAAUAGAUGAUUAUGAUGAAAGUGAAUCUGAUCAUGAAGAUUAUGAACGAACUUCAAUAUUGUCUAAGAGUACCAAGAAAAAAGUUGUCGAAGUCGAUACUAAGUCAAAUGAUCAGUCAAUUCGCCAGCAUUAUUCUACCUUAACCCAAUGGGAAAAUUCCACUUUUCCAUUGUUUACAAAGGGUUGUAGAUUACCUAUAAAUGAAGAUAAGCAGUUUAUCAUUGACUCCUUGAAUAAAAUCAACUGGAUCAAGAUACCUGUUUAUAUAGAUGCAUGGAAUUCGCAUGAUGGAAUAGUUGCUAGGCGGGGUCCAAGAACAAACCCAAAAGGUGUUUCUACUAUAUGUUUAUGGGCUUCUAUUUUAAGGAAUCACUUGAAUGAGGCAGAAACCUAA
Molecule: messenger RNA, 1665 nt
Organism: Debaryomyces fabryi
Lineage: Eukaryota; Fungi; Ascomycota; Pichiomycetes; Serinales; Debaryomycetaceae
Product: putative hydrolase
Exons: 1
Coding region: 1-1665 (554 amino acids)
Molecular function (GO): monoacylglycerol lipase activity
Source: RefSeq, a predicted model, not a curated record